ACAUUUCUCUGAGAGCGAAGGCAAGAAAGACACAUUCUUUACCUUCAAAAAAAUGGAGUCAAAGAAAAAGAGCUUGCUCUUAGAGCUUCAAGGUUUUCUGCUAUUGAAUGUGCUCAUGCUUUGCAUGGCUAGGAAGCAUAUUACUACUGUUGAUUGGGUUGUCAAGGAAGCUUCAUAUACUCGGCUGUGCAGUACCAAGAAGAUCUUGACUGUAAAUGGGCUAUUUCCAGGGCCAGCUAUUUAUAUGCGCAGAGGAGAUAGACUCAAAGUAAACGUUCGAAAUGCAGGAGAGUACAAUGUCACCAUUCACUGGCAUGGAGUGAAGCAACCAAGGAAUCCAUGGUCUGAUGGGCCAAACUACGUGACGCAGUGCCCAAUCAAACCAGGGGCAAAUUUCACUUAUGAAAUCGUUUUGUCGAACGAGGAAGGAACCAUUUGGUGGCAUGCCCACAGCGACUGGUCCCGUGCCACCGUUCAUGGCCCACUCAUUGUUCUCCCUAAACUUGGAAAAGGUUUCCCAUUUGUCAAGCCUCAUAAAGCAGUUCCCAUCGUUUUAGCAUCAUGGUUUAAGGGAGAUGUGAUGGAGAUCAUUGAAACUGCUCUUGAAAAUGGUGGAGAACCCAAUAAAUCGGAUGCUUUCACCAUUAAUGGUCAACCAGGGGAUCUAUACAAUUGUUCAAAGGAAGGGACGUUCAAAAUGGUGGUUGAUUAUGGAAAAACUUAUCUUCUUCGCAUCAUCAAUUCUAUUAUGAACGAGGAAAUGUUCUUCAUGGUUGCUAAUCACAACUUGACUGUUGUCGGCACCGACGGGGCUUAUAUUAAACCCAUAACAACCAGCUAUAUCAUGAUAACCCCGGGACAAACAAUGGAUGUCCUCAUCACAGCAAAUCAGCCUCCUAGUCACUACUAUAUGGCAUCUAGGGCUUAUGCUGAGUUAGUAUUUGAUAACACUACCACGACUGCAAUACUGCAAUAUAGUGGAAACUACGCUGCCCCAUCGACACCUUCAUUUCCAAAUCUUCCCAAUUUCGCUGAUAUCGACUCAGUUACAAAUUUCACUAGGCGCCUUAAGGCCCUAGCCACCAAAGACUACCCAGUGGAUGUUCCACAAUCUGUUGAUACUAGAUUGUACAUCACAAUUUCUGUGAAUACUUUGCCAUGUGCAAACAAUUCAUGUGAUGGACCCAAUGGCACAAGGCUUUCUGCGAGCUUGAACAAUAUAAGCUUCGUGGAGCCAUCAAUUGAUGUGUUACAAGCGUAUUACAGAAGUAUCCAGCACGUUUACGAGUCUGAUUUCCCGAAUGAGCCCCCUUACUCUUUCAACUUCACUGGGGACAAUUUGCCGAAUACUUUAUUGACACCAGAACAGGGGACUAAAGUGAAAGUUUUGGAUUAUAAUUCUACUGUGGAGAUUGUGUUCCAAGGAACUAAUGUGCUGAAUGGAGCGGAGAAUCAUCCAAUGCAUUUGCAUGGGUACAGCUUUUACCUCGUUGGAUAUGGUUUUGGGAACUUCAACAAUGAGACUGAUCCAAAAAGUUAUAAUUUGGUUGAUCCUCCUGAAGUCAAUACCAUUGGAGUCCCCACGAAAGGAUGGGCUGCCAUCAGAUUCAGAGCUGAUAAUCCAGGGGUAUGGUUCAUGCAUUGUCAUUUGGAAAGACAUGCUAGCUGGGGCAUGGACACCGUUCUGAUUGUGAAGAAUGGAAGAACCCGAUUAACGAGCAUGCGGCAGCCACCUCGUCAAUUGAAUCCUUGCUAAGUACUUAUCUAUUUUUUUUAUGAAGGGAGAUUUUGGGGUUGUUUUCAAAUAUUUGUUAUGGAUUUUUAUCCAAUUACCGUUUUGAUUGGGAGUGUAAGGAAUAAAUGAAAUUUGUUGUCAAGUGAAAUAUGGCGCCGUGCAAUGAA
Molecule: messenger RNA, 1902 nt
Organism: Vitis vinifera (wine grape)
Lineage: Eukaryota; Viridiplantae; Streptophyta; Magnoliopsida; Vitales; Vitaceae
Product: laccase-14
Exons: 6
Coding region: 53-1756 (567 amino acids)
Biological process (GO): lignin catabolic process
Cellular component (GO): apoplast
Molecular function (GO): copper ion binding; hydroquinone:oxygen oxidoreductase activity
Source: RefSeq, a predicted model, not a curated record